AAUUCUUUCGCGGCCGUGUCGCGUUUUCGCACUUUCACCUUAAGGCUUAAGUGGCCGGACCCUUGGAAGAGCUUCGCGGCGAUAUAUUAGUCCAUUGUUUCGUUUGAUUCACCUUAUUUCUCCGUAGCUGGCCACUGGUAUCCACAAUGUCCAACCUUUCGAACUUGAAAGGCUACGUGAGCUGCGCCCUCGACUGUACCCGAUUUUUGUUGGUGCGCAAUGAGACGGAUAUGGCUACCGGGAGCGGGAGCUGGUUUAAGCCGGAGAUGGCCCACCAGAUAUUCGGCGAAUCGGAAAGCAUCUUCGGUUACCGGGACCUAAAGAUAGACGUGAUGGCUUCGGCGGGACCGCUUGAUCUGUACUUCAACAUCAACUACAGUAAGAAGGUCGAGGAACUGCAUACCGAGGGCCUAAAAGCGGACGACGUGGAGAAAGCGUUGGCCGAAAUCGUCGAGGACGGUUGCUACUACACGAACCGCGACGAGUUCGUUCGCGUGAUGGCGUCCAAAGCCGGCAGCUUCGUGCCGCGCGGCAAAAAAGUGGACGAGUUCCAGGUGCCCGCCUCAAAAGGUUGUUCGUCCUUGGCCAAUGGCGAGGGUCAGCGACCGAUGCGCACGUUCGAGGUGUACAUGAACACGGCGAAAGAUGCGGAGUACAUGAAAUUCCACUCGCGGCUGGAAACGUUCUCUUUCUUCUUCAUCGAUGGCUUUAGCCGUGUCGAGAUCGACCCGCUCUGGAUGUUCUUCACCGUCUACGAGCGCCACUCGACGGACAACAAUAACGAGACUGCUGCUGCUGGUGCUGCUCAGCGGUACGCAACAGUUGGCUACAUAGCCGCCUAUCCGUACUACGCAUACCCGAAUCAAAUUCGCCCGCGCAUCAGUCAGGUGCUGGUGUUGCCACCGUUUCAGAAGCUCGGCAUCGCGACGCGUCUAAUCGAACACACCAUUUACGAACAUCUCAAAACGAAGGGAAACGUGGCGGACAUUACGUACGAAGAGCCGAUCGAAGCAAUCCAGCAUAUCCGGUCGGUGGUCGAUGCGCGCCGCUGCAAAUCGCUACCCGCGUUCACCCAAGAAAAGUUGCAGGCCGGCUUCUCGAAGGAAAUGCUGCGCCAGGCCAAGGAACAGUUUCUCAUCAAUCCGAAGCAGUGCCGCGUGGUGUACGAAAUUCUGCGUCUUGGGACGACCGAUCUCGAUAACGAGGAGCAGUACCGAGCGUACCGGAUUGAGGUAAAGAAACGGCUCAACAUGAACUACAGCAAGCAUCGGCGCGAUCUGUUCCGGGCCAAGAAGCGUGGCGGCGACGUCACGGCUGCCCUCUGCGGGCUGCCCAGCGUGGCCGAACGCAUCGAGUCGCUAAACGCGGAAUAUAAAGAGGUGGAAGAGAUUUACGCUCAGGUGUUGCACAAGCUACUGCUUACGACGUAAACUCUCCCGGCCCUUUUUGUGUUUUCUUUUCGCUUCAUUUCCAUCGUUCAUUUAUUUUGUUCAUCUGUUUUCACCAAACGGAAGAUGUUUG
This is a messenger RNA of Anopheles cruzii, 1521 nucleotides long. RefSeq names its product histone acetyltransferase type B catalytic subunit (gene Hat1). Gene Ontology annotation, molecular function: histone binding; histone H4 acetyltransferase activity. The coding region runs from base 147 to 1430 and encodes 427 amino acids. The record is from RefSeq and is a predicted model, not a curated record. Gene Ontology annotation, biological process: subtelomeric heterochromatin formation. The transcript has 3 exons. NCBI's taxonomy places the organism in Eukaryota, Metazoa, Arthropoda, Insecta, Diptera, Culicidae. Gene Ontology annotation, cellular component: nucleus.